AUGUACGUCUGUGAGCUUUGCGGUAUUUCGUUUAAAACAGAACAGGAAAGUUAUGAACAUGAUAUUAGUGAAAAACACCACAAAAAGUUUGAGGAAAAUGAAUUCAAUUAUGGACGGCAACCGUCUCACUUUUGUUCUAUAUGCCAUUGUGGAAACAUACAGGGCCUAAAGUGCUGGAUCAACCACACUAAGAGCUCUCGUCAUCAAAUGAAUUUGAAAUCUUUCUAUGAAUUUUAUGGAAUUGACCCCCAGACUGUGUUGUUACAAGAACCACUUCAGUCUGGCCGCGAACCUAAAACAUGUCAGAAAUCUGACGCAGUCAGCAAUGGUCUUCGUACACGCAAUGGGAAACGUUCAUCUGAUACCUUCCAAUCAUCACAUAACAAGUGUAAUCGAAAUAUUUCUUUCACUCAGUUAUCUAAGAAACCAAGAAUUUCAAAUACUUCUGGUCAUGAAGGUGGGAUGAUGCUAAACAUUUUAGAAACUAUUGAUAAAGAUUCAGUAAAUACACGUAAGCAAGAGAAGCAAAUUCAAAAGAUAACCAUUAUUAACUCUAAAGGUAAACAUCAAAGUGUAUCAAAGCGGUUAACUAAUGAGCUACGUUGUAAAGUAAGUAAAUCUACUAGUUCAAACCGUUGUGAUCCUAAAAAAAAGAAAUCUGAACGGGAGAAUUAUUCUCCUGUUUACCCUAAAAUAGUUACGUGCCCAUCAACUUCUCCAAAACCAAUUACAAUUCAGCCUGUAAGCGAAAACACAAAGAAAUGUGGAGAACUCCAGUGUAUGGAGAAAGCCUUAUUAAUUUCUCAAGAACUUCAAUCACUUAAAAUCAAACAAGAUGAACUGGAGGAAAAAUUACAGACUGUUGAAACUGAGUUAAAUUUGGUCAAAACUAAAAGGCGUGAGUUGAAACAGGAACGAUCCAAUCUACUACGAGGACUUAAUCAUUCGGACUCUGAUAUUGAAAGUCACACGAGCACUUCUCGUUCUGAGCCAACGGAUAUACGACAAAAUGUCUCCUUACCAAUUCAAAAAUCGCAUGUAAAAGUUGUUGCUUCUAUAGCUCCUUUGGAUACACCUGAUGUUGAAACAUCCCAUCCUACUCAUUUUAUGCCCAAUCCAAAAGCAAUAAAUAAACAGCAAAUUGGUAUACCUUCAAGUUUAUCGUCCGAUGUAACAAGCAAUCAACAACCAGAAUUAAACCAGUCUAAAAAUGCUUUCACAUCCUCGCCAUCAAUUCCUGAAACUACUUCAAACGUUCCUACAGCCUCCUGUGUUCCUCAAAAUCAUACCUCUGCAGCUUCACAAAAAACAAUAUCUGAUCCAUUUAAUCCAAUACCUACCAGUUCAAAUUCUAAUGGUGUUGAUUUAGAGCGUCUAGCUUUAAUACGUCAAGCUCUUCAGUCACCAAACAGCUGGCAGUUCACUUUUGAUGAAGUUGAUCAAAUGUUAAAGCAAGCAGCAGCUAAGGCUUCCACUAAAGCAGUUAAUCAAAAUGUUGGAUCGUUAGGACACCCAUUCCAAACAAGACCUACUGCAGACUUACCAAUGACAGUCGAAGAUAAAAUCACAUCUCCACCAAUAAAAGGUGAGCCAGUCAUUUACCCAACAGCAAAGAUUAAAGAGCAAUCAAUAGAUUCAAGUGAAAAAAGUCACACUGUCACAUCCGAUUCAUCUAAAACUACCGGUCCUCAAAGCUUACUACUCGAACCCCCUGUUCUUCGCAUUUCACCUCCAAAACAAGUGAAUAAAUCAUAUAUCUCCUCUUCCUGUUCGACGUCAUCAUCAUCAUCUGAUGAUGAUGACGGUAGUCAUGAAAAAGCGUGUAAUGACAAGAAAAUUUCAUUUCCUUUUAGAGCUAAAGUUGAAACUGACACGAGUUACCCUCUUUUGAAAUCGGAAUCCAAAUCUACGUGCGCAUUAUCCGAUAAGGGUAAUAUUAAAAUAGGUGAAUUUCAUGCUUUUGGUGGCUGCGCUACUGCUGUGAUUGAUAUGGCUAUAAACCCGGUUACAAAUGUGGCUUAUAUUGGAGGACAGAACGGUACUAUUGUCGAAUGUGACCUUAAAACUCACCACUGUAUAUCUAAACUCCCACCUAGAGAUGCUAGCAUUACGAAAUUGUGCUUAGAUCCUAAUGGUGAAUCCAUUUAUGUUGGCUAUUAUGACCAUUAUUUUGGUGAAUACAACUUACAGACCAGUUUGCUGGUACAUAAAAAUACUUUUUCUAGUCGUAUCGCGGCACUAGCAGUUGCCCCAUCACCUGAAAUUCCAUUUAUAUUUUUGGGCCUCUUUAAUGGUGACAUAUUGCGUUAUAAUCCUGGGACGCAUGCAAUCGGUUUUCUAUGCCGACACACAACUGAUUGCUACCAAUCUGAUUUUGCAAGUGAUAAAGCGAAAAAUUGCUUAAAACAGCAAGCACAAACUUCGGACUCAAAUGAAUCGGCUGGUAUCACUUCACUGUGUCUUGUUCAAUCAGGAACCUCUUUACUAUUAAUUGUUGCUGGUUUAGACCGAUCUAUUUCUAUCCGCUCAGCCAGCGAUGGUACAUUAGUGUGUUGCAUCCAAAGUUCUGUCCAAAAGGGACCGCCACAAGAUAUAUCAUGUUUACCCAAAGGCUCAUUUUUCUCAUCCUAUUCUGAUCGUUCCAUUCGCAUUUAUAAUUGGAAGACUGGAUCUUCCGAAUUAACUUUCCAUGUUCAUAAAAUAUCUAGUUCUUGUGUAAUGCAACGCUAUAUUGCUGUAGGUGAUUCAGAAGGCGCAGUUCGUGUUUACAGAUUUCAAUCAAAUGGAUUGCCUGUUACACGACCAGUAAAAGUCUACUUCAUAUCUACUCGAGGAGCAGUUACUUCACUUGCAUCUGUGGGAGACACUCUAAUCGCAGGUAGUUUAGAUGGAUCUGUUACUGUUAUCGUAGUCAAUGAACCAGCUUCAAAUUACGUUUGUUUGUACGGAAGAAAAUAUGGAGAAAACUGUGGUAUCGGCUUCAUGGAUCGUCGUGACCUUAUUAAUCAUGUGCUUAAGGAACACCUUAAAUUUGAAAGUAAUAAAACAGUAAUGUGUGGAUGGAGUUCGGGUCGUUGCAGGGUUCGAUUCACUGAAACACAAACUAUGAAGUCCAUAAGCGAUCAUCUGUUGACUCACAUACCAGACUAA
Molecule: messenger RNA, 3150 nt
Organism: Schistosoma curassoni
Lineage: Eukaryota; Metazoa; Platyhelminthes; Trematoda; Strigeidida; Schistosomatidae
Source: the annotation of a GenBank genome assembly